GUCGCACCGAGCGUUCGCCCUGGAGCGAGGUCCGCCGAGUUCCCGUGCGCCGCUCUCGCUCUCGUCGUCGUCAUCGCCGUUGCGCCGCAAUCGUCGAUCCCGUCCCUCGUUCGAUCGCGAUACCUCGGGCCGCCCUCGCCGCUUCGCGGGCAACUUCGCGCUGCCUCUGACCGCCGCGAGCGCGUAUUGCGCGAGGGUGUCGCGAUGCGGUACUUGAAGCAAGCGACGACGCGUACUACUUGAUUGGCGACGAGCCGUCCGGGUCGCCCAGGAUCGUUCGUCGGUGAUUUCACCGGGCGAUUUGAAGCUGCAAGCCUAGUGAUCGGCCUCGCCUAGCCUCGCAUCGUCUCGCCGCCUCUCCUCGCCUAAAGCUGAUCAGUAUGCCCGCGCCGAUCAGUGCGCGCCUGUUGCUGUUCCGCUACGCUACGAGCGGUCUCGAGGCAAGAGUACGUGCACGCCCGCGUGUGACACGCAUGUAUCCGACGUACGCGGGUUCUUCUCCUCGCGUCCCAAUUGUCCUAGCACGCAAAGUGCACGAUAAUUGAUGGUGCAAUUAGCGUAACGUCGAUCGUAGGAUGCAACGAAGUCAGUUGAGGGACAUCUCGUCCUGGAUGACGCGCCUAUUCCCGGAGCCUGGGGACGGAAGUAGCUGGAUGGUCGACGGGUUCAAGAUGUUCGGUUCAAAGAACAGCUCGCCUACAAGUACGUUCUACACCGACCUCGAGAUCACGGAGGACAAGCAGGAGUUCCAGCAGGAGGACGAACAUUCCAAAGCGCCGCCGCCACCGCCGCCGCGUUUGCCGGAGCAGCAGAGCGCGACCAGCGAGGAUGGGAACUCGCAGGAUUCGGACACGGCAACAGGUGCCGAGGAGCAGCAGGCCUACGUCAGACAUUCCUUCCACAGGAUCGCCAGUUACGGCGGCUUCCCGCGAUUUCAGUCGUUCGUCAUGUCCGCUUCCACGCCGGCCGAGUGCAUCGAUAUCACGAGACACGAGGAGACUUCAUCGGAAACGUCCUACAUUAAGAUGUCACAUAGCGUCCUAGAGUAUAGAAGCAGUAGUUACGUAGCUUCGGAGAGAAGAUCCCAUCAGUACACGUUAGACACGUACGCGGUAAGCGAAUCCGAGAGCGAGGAGGAGUCGGAGGAAACGCGGUCUUCAGAGACGGACUCUGCCAUAGUGGCGGAUCACACGGACGAGCCGAUACCAACCGAGCCCAAGUUACCAGCGAAGGACUCUCCUGAUUCGAAGAGGAGGAAGGCGUUAAACGUGGCGCGGGAGUUGCUGGCGACCGAGAAGAACUACGUGAAUAUUUUACAUCUGAUCGAUCAGGUGUUCCAAUUCAGGGUCGACCAGGAGAACAGGGCGCAUCCGAUGUUCCCGCCGGAGACUGUCCAGCACAUGUUCGCGAACAUCAAGUCGAUCUACAAGUUUCACAACGAGUUCCUGCUGCCGCAGCUCGAGGACAGGAUGCAAGAUUGGGACUCGGAUCCGAGAAUCGGCGACAUAAUGAAGAACUUCGCGCCGUUUCUCAAGAUGUACACGGAGUACGUGAAGAAUUUCGAUUACGCCAUGAAUCUGAUCAGCACGUUGCAGAGCAAGGUGCCCAGGUUUGCGGCGAUUAUCAAUGAGAUUCAGAAGCUUGACGAGUGCGCCAAGCUGUCGCUGGCUCAUCACAUGUUGAGCCCGAUACAGAGGUUGCCGCGAUACGAGCUGCUACUUAAGGAUUACUUGCGAAAUCUCACUGAGGAUCAUCAAGACUACGUCGAUGCGCAAAAGGCCCUAGAAUUAGUGUCCAUCGCUGCCAAUCACACGAACGACGCGAUGAAGAAGAUCGACAAGUUUAAGAAACUGCUGGAGAUCCAAGAGAGCAUAUACGAUGCAACUGAUCUAGUCAGUGCGACCCGUGAACUGGUGAAGGAAGGGCGUAUAGUGAAAAUUUCGGCGCGUAGCGGCGAUCAUCAAGAGAGACAUUUAUUUUUGUUUAGUGAUUUAUUAUUACUCUGCUCGAUAAGACUGAUACCCGGCCCUAUGUAUCGACUGAGAGCCAAGUUUCUGGUGGAAAAUCUGAAGGUGGUCGAGGGUGACAAUCUCGAAACCGCAAACACCUUCUACAUAAAGGACGAAAACAAGACCGUUGAACUGUACACGCACGAUGCCGCGGAGAAAGCGGCGUGGCUGGACGCGCUGUUACAAACGAUGCAGGAAAUCAUAAGGCGUAAGGCCAGCCUGAAGACUGGCAACGUCAAGACCUCCUUGGUCAAGGCCGACGAGGUAACCAAAUGCAUGGUGUGCGAGGUUAUCUUCUCUGUGAUGAAGCGCAAGCAUAACUGCCGGGCUUGUGGAAGGGUGGUUUGUAGUAAAUGCUCAAAUCAGAAAUUAUUAUUCGAGGACAAUAAAAGCAUGCGAGUGUGCAGACUGUGUCAUGCCGCGCUCACCCAGCCGCUCACUAAAUCGCCGUCAUCGCCCUCCGGACCAGUGCCAAGUUUGCUGCAAGUGUCGGCGAGCGCGCCCUCAGUAUUAUCCGGCUACCUGUUGUUGAAGACGCAGGCCAGUAAACCGUGGACCAGACGGUGGUUCGCGUUGCACGUCGACUACGUCCUGUACUCGUUCAAGUCCGAGUCGGAGAGCAUGGCCAUGACCGCGACGCCUAUGCCGGGCUUCACGGUCACGGAAGGUACGAAACUGCCCGACGAGGAUCCGCUAAACACGAAGGAUCGGAUCAGAGCGUUCAAGAUGCAUCAUUCUAGGAAGUAUUACUAUCUGCAAGCGUCUUCUCAGGAGGACAAGGAAAGGUGGAUGAACGCGCUCGAUUUGGCUACGAAGGCUGAACUACCUCAUUUCACGCAGGCGGAAAACGAAGAAAGCGCACAAGAGAGUCAAUCAAUGAACGAUGUACAAUGAGCACCUUCGUACCUUUUUACCUAACCAAACUAGCCAAUUUUUUUACUGUCUCGUACUCUCGCGAACGUGAAGACGGACACGGCAAUGUAAGAUAAUCGUUAGUAGUUAAUUAGCGAUAUUUAAAAUGACGUUAACUUAUGUUAUAUAUAUAUUGUUAUUAGUGUGUACUACAAGAGAAGAGAAUGGGAGAGAAACCGAGUCAAUAGCGGCCGCUGCCGAAACGCUUGUUGUUUUGUAUGAUGUUCUGUUAUAGUAUAUUUAUAAAUAUAUAUAUAUAUAUAUUGUCGUUCGAUCACACGAUACGCUGUGCUGACCGUAAUUUGCAAUGGAUGCCGAAAAUACGUCGCGAUAUGCUUGUGAGAAAUUAGUUAACUCGCUUCAGUGAUAAUAUGUUAUCUAAGCUACGAGAGAAGAUCGAUUUUAUUGAAUGCGUAAUGAAGUCUAUAGUUUUAUCAAUAAAUUUAUUUCACAUCGUA
Molecule: messenger RNA, 3379 nt
Organism: Ooceraea biroi (clonal raider ant)
Lineage: Eukaryota; Metazoa; Arthropoda; Insecta; Hymenoptera; Formicidae
Product: FYVE, RhoGEF and PH domain-containing protein 2
Biological process (GO): filopodium assembly; cytoskeleton organization
Cellular component (GO): cytoplasm
Molecular function (GO): guanyl-nucleotide exchange factor activity; metal ion binding
Source: RefSeq, a predicted model, not a curated record